Molecule: messenger RNA, 6639 nt
Organism: Corythoichthys intestinalis (scribbled pipefish)
Lineage: Eukaryota; Metazoa; Chordata; Actinopteri; Syngnathiformes; Syngnathidae
Gene: nek1
Product: NIMA-related kinase 1
Exons: 34
Coding region: 118-4230 (1370 amino acids)
Biological process (GO): protein phosphorylation
Molecular function (GO): ATP binding; protein kinase activity
Source: RefSeq, a predicted model, not a curated record
AGGUAAGACCCGACUCUGGCGCUGCAGCAGUACAGCGAGACCCGAUGCAGCUCGAUAGAAUCGCUAAUGUUUACAGAAUUUACAACACCAGCAUGACAUGCCUCUCAUUCCAUUAAUAUGGAUAAAUAUGAAAAGGUGAAGAAAAUAGGGGAAGGUUCCUUUGGAAAGGCUGUACUUGUCAAAGACAAGGAGGAUGGGCACCAAUAUGUCAUCAAGGAGGUCAGCAUAUCCGGGAUGUCUGAAAAAGCGAGACAAGAAUCUCGGAAAGAAGUUGCCGUUCUUGCAAACAUGAGUCAUCCCAACAUUGUCAAGUAUAAGGAGUCUUUCGAAGAGGGAGGUUGUCUGUAUAUUGUUAUGGGCUACUGUGAGGGCGGAGACCUCUUCAAGAAGAUCAACUCGCAGAGAGGAAUUCUUUUCCCGGAGGAACAAAUCCUGGAUUGGUUUGUGCAGAUUUGCUUAGCAUUAAAGCAUAUCCAUGAUCGAAAAAUUCUUCACAGAGACAUCAAAUCACAGAACAUAUUUUUGACAAAAGAUGGCACUGUGCAACUUGGGGACUUUGGAAUUGCGAGGGUGCUUAACAGCACGGUAGAACUUGCAAGAACAUGCAUUGGGACCCCUUAUUACCUUUCACCUGAGAUAUGUGAAAACAAACCAUACAACAAUAAAAGCGACAUUUGGGCUCUUGGCUGUGUUCUAUAUGAAAUGUGCACCCUUAAGCAUGCAUUUGAGGCUGGAAAUAUGAAGAACCUUGUUCUGAAGAUCAUCCGUGGCUCAUAUCAUCCUGUGGCUGUUCACUACUCCCCAGAACUGCAUUCUCUUUUGGCACAGCUUUUCAAACACGACCCCAAGGAAAGACCUUCUGUCAGCAGAAUACUGGACAAACCUUUCCUUUCUUGCAGGAUCCAAAGUUUCCUCACACCACAGGUCAUUGCUCAGGAAUUCCACCAUAUAUCUGUUCACAAGCAGAAGAAAAAGGGUGCGCAUCAGGGAUCAGAAGCUAAACGCCCUGCCCAUGGUUUCAUACCAUCUGUUGCUGCCAAGAUUACAGCACCUGCAUGUAAAUACAGAGUGCCUUUAACCGCAAGGAAGGUGUCAGUAACCAAAAAACCUGUUGACAAGAAGACUGCUAUUAAAUAUACACCGGCCCCUGCAUCCAUUCAGAGAAGAGUAAGUCAAGGGGAUGAAGACAGGCGAAAACAGGAGGUUAUCAAAAAAAGGAAGAAUCUGAUUGAUAAAGAAAAACUGCGAGAGCAGAUUAGUCGUAUGAACCAUGCCAGGGAGCAAGGCUGGAAAAAUGUCUUGAUAUCAAGUACUGGAAGCCCAGAGAGGACGAGUCAUUUAGGUGGUGGAAAGAGGGCUGCAGAUGUGCCAAGUUCCCCUCCAUCCUCUGUUUUGAGCAGAAAUCCUUAUGAAAACUACCAUGCUGCCCUUGACCAAAUGGCUAAACAAUCAAAUGAAGUUGGACUCUGCAGGGAGGGAUCAGCUGGGCCAGGCACUCCCAUACGUAGUGUGCCAGCAGCUGUUGGCCCUGUGCUUCCUAAUGGUCCCGCCCCACUACUAAACCCAGAUACAGUCAAAAUGGAACUACAAAGGUUGCAGCAUGUUUCCAAACAAAAACAUAUGAGCAGGCAGAAAACACGUUUGCCUGCUGAGCGUGUAUACCAGGUUGAAGAGUUUUUACAGCGUAAAAAGGAAGCAUUGCUCAACAAAGUACGGGCCGAAGGACAUCCGGGUACUCGGCAAAACUGGGCCGCCAUCUGUGGAAGCCAAGUAGCUUCAGCUCGGUAUAGAAGGAGGCCUCACAAAGUCAACAAAGAGGAGGAGGAAUACUUGACAGCACUCAGGCAGAUCCGUUUGCAGAAUUUCAAUGAGCGCCAGCAAAUCCAAGCCAGGCUUAAAGGAGAGAUGUAUGGUAGUGACAGUUCAGAGAGUCUAGAGUCAGCAGAGGAGGCUGAACUGAGGAGAAAGAAGAUAGCGGCUUUUAAAGUCCACGCUAAUGCCCGUGCUGCUGUACUGAAAGAGCAACUAGAGAAGAAGCGAAGAGAGGCUAAUGAAAGAGAAAAAAAAGCAUGGGAUGAUCAUAUUGCAGCUCAGGGGGAAAGGGUACCCCCAGCUGCUGUAUCAACUACCUCUAAACCCACAACCGUCAAAUCUUCGGCCUUGCCAGAAUCUGAGCCCCCUGCUUCUGUUAUAUCCAUGACUGUUGCCCUGAAGAAUGUUGGAGCAGUUAGUAUCCAUAUCACAAAGCGUGGCAAACCUUUGCUUUCUUGUUUUGGUUUGUUGGUAUUAGCAAUUUGUGUUUUGCAGAUGACUCCAUUAAUGGAUAACCUGCCUGGCACAGAGGCUGUCACAAUCAUUCAGAGUGAAAAGAAGCAGAUCUUGAACAGACUUAAUCAGAAUCUAAAAUCUCAAAGUCCUGUGGAUGAAAUGGAGUCAAUACCCAUUGCACCCAAACAACAUACUCCGGCUUUCCAUCAGGAACCGUACAACUCUGAGAACGUUCCGUACAUUAAAGAACGAAAUAAGUGGGCUGUAGUAGAACUUUCUACCUCUCAAAAAGUCUUGGAGGAGUCUUCCGUAGCGGCAUCCAAUCAUCCACCUUCUGUUGGAGACAGAAAAAAAUGGCAAGAGGGACUCCCGUUUUUUCUGCCUAUACCCCAGCAAACUUUAGAGGAGACAUGCAUCCCAACAAUAGAAAAAAACACAGGUGAGGUGAUACGAGGGAGUGCGAUGCAGGAUGAAGGUCAAAGGAAGGCGUGGGGAGUGAGUCCAGAAUGCCCGAUUCUGAGAGUGUUCCAUGAGGCAGAGGUUCAGCCACUUACCCAGCCAUUGGAGACGGUCGGCAUCUACAAAGAGGCUAGCCCUGAUGAGGCAAACCAGAGUGUGGCUAUGAGUGCAUCUGGAGAGGAAACGAGUGACAAGAAAGGGCCGGCUGCCAUUGUUAAGGUUGAGGCAAAGAUGGAAUAUGUGCCAACAACUGAGGCUAUGCACCCAGAAAAGUCGAGUGUAAUGCAAGCACCUUCAAAUAUUGCUGAGAUCCAGGAUCCAGAAGAUGUGGAAUCUGUGGUUUUGGAGGAUGUUCCUGAAGUGUCACAUACUUCAAUGGGCCUGCAUCACGCAUGGGAGAAGCAAGACCAACAGUCAAUGCCACCGGAAGUCAGUACAAACAAAGGAGCAGCAGUUUCAGCAGGGAGGGAGGGCUUGUCACAAGGUGAAGAACCGCUGUUUAUGAAGUUGUGCUCUCCAGCUCACAGACGCACAUCUGCACUCGCCCUAAUUUCGGCUCAGUCUUCGGUGGACGAAUCCUCUUCUUCACUCGCUUCCCGUUCACGCUCAGUUUCACCUCUUCACACGAGGAAGCACAAUGCUCUCCUUAUUGGGCUCUCAACAGGCCUGUUUGAUGCCAACAACCCUAAGAUGCUGCGUACGUGCUCCCUUCCAGAUCUUAGUCGGGUAUUCAUCUCUGGGCAGGAGUCUGUCAUUAUUCCUGAAAACAACGUUGCUCCAGAUGGCCACUCGGAGAAUGAGGACCAGGAUCAAGCCAAAGAUGAUGACCAGUCCGAGACAGAGGAUGUUUAUGAUGAUGAUGAUGAUGAUGAGGGCCUGCAGGACAUCAGGGCAUCCAUGGAGCGACUGUUGCAAGAAGAACGUGAGUUAAUGGACAACUUACCACAUGAUGGAAGAGGAGACUUUAAUGGAAAUACAGCAGUUGGUCAAGACAAAGACCUUUUCAAGCAGAUCCUAGUGGAACCUGAGCAGGACAACUAUCAGAUGGCUCUGGGUAGUGAUGACGAUGAUGCUGACAAUGAUGAUGAGGAAUGCUCAAAUGACAGUCCUGUUGAUGAAGAAGGAGUUGACUUGCUCAACAAUGGUGUAGGUGAAGAAAACCACGCUAAUAAAAACCAGUUUAAUGAAGAAUGGCAGUCAGACAACAGUGAGGAGAACCAGGAGGGAGAAAUGGAGCUUUAUGAUAGCAUCUACUGUCGCUUGGAGGAGCAUCGUUUUAAUUUGGAGCGACAGAUUGGCUUUGAGAAGUUCAUUGAGGCCUACAAUAAAAUAAAGGCUAUACGCGAUGAUGAAGAUGACAAUAUUGACGUGGGCACCAGUUUGGCGUUUAGCAUUUUGGGAAGUGAGCACCAGCAUCUAUAUCCAAACAUCCUUCAUCUGGUGAUGGGGGAUGGUGCCUACCAAGAAGGCAAUGAUCAGCCGUGGAGCCAAUCGCAGCCCUGACAAUUUGCGUUCAGUCAGAUGUCUUCUCGGCGCUUUUUCAGGAUGUUUGGCAGUGUACGUGCACACUUGCACCAUUAAUAGCUGGAUUCUGUUGAAGAAUGCAGCUUUUACACUUUAACUAAUAACUGGUAAAACUUUCUAGUAAUGACCAGUUAUUUCAUUUGAAGUUUGUUUCUGAUAAGUUUGUCCUUUUCACAAUUAUGUUUUUCAAUCAAUCCAAUAUUUCAGCGAUUUAUAAAUAAAGCCUCUCAUGUUUGUUGAACGGUUUCCCUCUCAUUCAAGUAUGGUUUUACCUUCAUCUAAACAACAGAAAGCUCACUUUGAAGCCACCUUUUUAAACUUUUUUUUAAUCAUGAAAAAUGUGGAGUGUGUUCCUUUAUGGCGGAAAACACAGAGAAGACUGAAAAAGCAGUUUCUGCUCUUGCACCCCUCUUUAAAAUAAACUGCUGUAUUUUAAGCCAAAAGAACUUUUGUGUUUUAUGGAACAAUAUGUCUGUAUGCUGCCAUAGCAGAUUCAUGGCGCAUUAAGCCCCGGAACUAUUUUGAAUUUGUCCGUUUUACCUUGGAAACCCCCGUUUACAGACGUGGUGCAACCGCUUUUGUUUCAACCCAGCCAUAAAAAGGUAAUAAUAUUUAAUAAUCAAAAUGUCUGUCAUUUUUAGCUUAGAAUCAUUCAUUGAUGUCUAAUAUUUUGUUUUAAAAAAAGACUUUAAAAAUUUAUUCACUCUCAUAUUUUAAACUUUUAAACAAAUGACGUCACAAUGAAAAAAAUGGUGUCUGUAAAUAAGUCACAGAUAUCGACCUCAUAACUAUCGCUUGAUUGUGUUUUUUUUAAUUGGUAUUGUCGCAUUUUCCCCGAUAUGUUAGAUAACUAAUCAAUCCAAACAAAGAAAAAUUGAAAAAAACGUUUAUAACUGUAAAUAUAUGAAAAGGAACAUCUCGACCACUCCUUGAUGUCUGCAAUUUCUGCAUCGUGACCCUUUUUAUAUUACUAUGUUUCACCCAUAAAAUUCCCCCAAAAUCCGGCUCUGGCCAUUCACAUCUGUGUCUUGUGAUACAUGUCCGUGAUACAUGCUACAUGGAGUUUUUGGAUCGAAACAAGGUAAGUACGCGAUAAUAUCUCAUAAAAUCGUGCCGUUUUUAAUUCUGCUCUCUCGUGCUCUCAUCUCCAGUUAGGGUUUUGCUGUUAUUUUUUUUUUUUCUUAAAUGCCCUCCUAUUCAAAUUUUUUCUUGCCCCAGAAAAUUGACAUUUUAAGCUUUCCAAUGAUGUAUCACACGUGCAUAUCGGACAGUUAUGAAAUUUGGCCAAAUUGGGGGUCUCAGAGCGGAACUUCAAGUCACCUGAGUGUUGUCCGCCAUAUGCAAAUUACGCUCCUACGGGCUAGCUAAAUGGACAGCAAAAUGGAUACGGUUUUCAGGGCAAUCAGACUUAAAUGUCCUGUAAAAUGGAAGUCCACAUAAACUAAUCUGCCUGGGACAAAUAAAAAGUUUUUAACAAGCCUGCCAAAUUUUAAUGAAAAGUCAGAUGGUGCAAACAAAACAAAAACUAGGAACAAAUAGCCGUUCCAGCUGAAACAUUUGGGGGGAAGAAAAACAGCAGGUAGAAAAUAAAAUUGCUUAGCACAAUCGAAUUUUGUGCAACUGGUGUGACGUUAUUGCAGAAAAUGUCAUUAAUAAAUGGGGAAUUAUCUUAAAGGGACACUAAUUCAAAGUCAUAGCACUGAAGACAACAUCAAGCGCUGUAUUCCUGGUGGCAUGUCAUUUAAGUUCUUUAUUCAAAUUGAAAUGAGUGGUUUGUGAUAAGUUUCUGACACUAAACCGAGCAUCUCCUUUUCAUUCUGGGCAUAGCGUUUUUCUGUCAUCAGGUUGCCAUUUCUCACUAUGUCUUUGUAGCACGACAGCUCCUAGACAGUCUUUGGAGGCAUCGGUGGAGAUUUUAUUUAGUUUAGUGGGAUCAAAAAAUGUUAAGAAAGGCUCAACUGUAACAGUUCUCUUUAGUUCUUUCCACUCCCUUUCAUGUUUCGUUGUCCAUUCAAAUACUACGUUGUGAUGUAGCAGUUCUCUCAGGUGUGCAGUCUUUGAGUAGAGCUUAGGAAUGAAUUUACCAUGGCAUUCCCAUGGCUCGCAGUACGCCAAUUGGAGCGGGCAUGUCCAGUAUGGCUUGCACUUUGUACUUAUCUGGCAACACCCCGUUAGCUGUGAGUGUUGGGAGAAAUGUUUUGUAUUCAUAAAUGUGUCCUCAGUUGAUGUUGAAAUAAUGUUCCUAUUGCUUAUUAUUUACAUAUUAUUUUUUUGCCAAAAGAUGGCAGGAUGGGACUUAAUUAUCUAAAGUGAUACUUUUAUUACGUCAUUUUUGUUUGACUUUUAUUUGUGGGAUUGCCUGUGAAGACAGCAGUGAACGAGGAUGUA